AACGACAACUGAAUUCGACCGUCCUCUUCAGUGCCUUUCCCUUCUCUAAAUCUGCCAUUUCCGUCUUCCAAAUCAUCGCGGUUUUUUACGCCGGGAAAUAAUGAAUGAACGCAGAGAGCCUGGGAGGUUUGUUUAUUUAUAGUCCAAGCAGUCUAAUCUAGUUUAACUAGAUGCAGCGGCUAUCUUGGGCUGCCAGGGAAGAAGCAAGGGGAAGGCAGCGCGGGGAGAGGGCAGAGCCUGGGCCAGAGGGAGCCACACCCAGCGCCUGCCGACACUGCCAACCGCGACCACAACCAGCGCCUGCCGGACUUUACACCCUACGCCUGGCGAGCAGUGGCCGGAAGUGGCCUCCCGGGAUGGAGGGGGAGGUGCCUCAAGGAGGAGCCAGAGGCGAGCGACCAAUUGGAGACGACUGUGCUCGCGGUAAGGACGGAAGAGGAGAGGUCUAGUUCCGGACGCGGCAGCCGCCGCCAUCUGUCAUCUCAGCUCCGGCACCAGCCGCUGGUCACCCCGGCCCCGUCUGUCUCCUCGGCGGAGCCUCCUGCCCGUCCUGCCACCUCUCUGCUCUGUUCUUAUCGCUGUCUUCUUCCCCCAAUGGAUCUGGUCGGAGUGGCAUCGCCUGAGCCUGGGCCGGCAGCGGCCUGGGGACCCAGCAAGUGUCCAUGGGCUACUCCUCAAAAUACAAUAUCUUGUUCUUUGGCUGAUGUAAUGAGUGAACAGUUGGCCAAAGAAUUGCAGUUAGAAGAAGAAGCUGCCACUUUUCCUGAAGUUGUUGUUACUGAAGGACCAUUUAUUACUGGAGAAAACAUUGACACUUCCAGUGACCUGAUGCUGGCUCAGAUGCUACAGAUGGAAUUCGACAGAGAAUAUGAUGCACAGCUUAGGCGUGAAGAAAAAAAAUUCAAUGGAGAUAGCAAAGUUUCCAUUUCCUUUGAAAAUUAUCGAAAAGUGCAUCCUUAUGAAGACAGCGAUAGCUCUGAAGAUGAGGUUGACUGGCAGGAUACUCGCGAUGAUCCCUACCGACCAGCAAAACCAGUUCCCACUCCCAAAAAGGGUUUUAUUGGAAAAGGAAAAGACAUCACCACCAAACAUGAUGAAGUAGUAUGUGGGAGAAAGAAUACAGCAAGAAUGGAAAAUUUUGCUCCUGGAUUUCAGGUAGGAGAUGGAAUUGGAAUGGAUUUAAAACUAUCAAACCAUGUUUUCAAUGCUUUAAAACAACAUGCCUACUCAGAGGAAAGACGAAGUGCCCGCCUCCAUGAGAAAAAGGAACAUUCUACUGCAGAAAAAGCAGUUGAUCCUAAGACACGUUUACUUAUGUAUAAAAUGGUCAACUCUGGAAUGUUGGAGACAAUCACUGGCUGUAUUAGUACAGGAAAGGAAUCUGUUGUCUUUCAUGCAUAUGGAGGGAGCAUGGAGGAUGAAAAGGAAGAUAGUAAAGUUAUACCUACAGAAUGUGCCAUCAAGGUAUUUAAAACAACCCUUAAUGAGUUUAAGAAUCGUGACAAAUACAUUAAAGAUGAUUUCAGGUUUAAAGAUCGCUUCAGUAAACUAAAUCCACGUAAGAUCAUCCGCAUGUGGGCAGAAAAAGAAAUGCACAAUCUCACAAGAAUGCAGAGAGCUGGAAUUCCUUGUCCAACAGUUGUACUACUCAAGAAACACAUUUUAGUUAUGUCUUUUAUUGGCCAUGAUCAAGUUCCAGCCCCUAAAUUAAAAGAAGUAAAGCUCAGUAGUGAAGAAAUGAAAGAAGCCUACUAUCAAACUCUUCGUUUGAUGCAGCAGUUAUAUAAUGAAUGUACACUUGUCCAUGCCGACCUCAGUGAAUAUAACAUGCUGUGGCACGCUGGAAAGGUCUGGUUGAUUGACGUUAGUCAGUCUGUAGAACCAACCCAUCCUCACGGCCUGGAGUUCUUGUUCCGUGACUGUAGGAAUGUCUCACAGUUUUUCCAGAAAGGGGGAGUUAAGGAAGCCCUUAAUGAACGAGACCUCUUCAAUGCUGUUUCUGGCUUAAAUAUCUCAGCAGAUAAUGAAGCUGACUUUCUAGCUGAGAUAGAAGCUUUGGAGAAAAUGAAUGAAGAUCACGUUCAGAAGAAUGGAAGGAAAGCGGCUUCAUUUUUGAAAGAUGAUGGAGGCCCGCCAGUACUCUAUGAUGAAUAGCACCAACACCCACUGCUUUCAGUGUUCACACAGCAGUGAUUGUCAGCUGCCAACAGCAAAUUAAGUUAUGGGUGACUUGAAAUACCGAAACAUAAGGCGUAUACAAUGGUGCUUCUGUGCUUUUUCCCCCUUGUAACCCAUGUGCCAGAUGUGUGGAAUUCUUAGCUCAGCAUUGAGAGAAUAAAAUGUCACUACCUCUCAUCUUA
Molecule: messenger RNA, 2360 nt
Organism: Propithecus coquereli (Coquerel's sifaka)
Lineage: Eukaryota; Metazoa; Chordata; Mammalia; Primates; Indriidae
Gene: RIOK3
Product: RIO kinase 3
Exons: 13
Coding region: 595-2154 (519 amino acids)
Biological process (GO): protein phosphorylation; maturation of SSU-rRNA
Cellular component (GO): preribosome, small subunit precursor; cytosol
Molecular function (GO): protein serine/threonine kinase activity; ATP binding
Source: RefSeq, a predicted model, not a curated record